CACCGACACUGCGCCGCACACCUCCAGCAUUCCUCCCUUUUCCUCCAGAUUUUAUUUCCGCAGCAGCUUCACCUCCUCCGGACGUUUCACGCAGCACUACGAGACCAGCUUGAAACAUGUCUGCCAGGGUGGCUUUGGUAACGGGCAGUAACAAGGGCAUCGGCCUGGCCAUCGUCCGAGCGCUUUGCAAGCAGUUCCAAGGAGACGUUUACCUUGCCGCCAGAGACGUCGGUCGUGGUCAGGAAGCAGUGGCGUCUCUGGCCUCAGAGGGACUGACGGCCUUGUUUCACCAGCUGGACAUCAACGACCUGAACAGCAUCACCACCGCCGCUGCGUACUUUAAAGACAAGUAUGGAGGAGUGGACGUGCUCGUCAAUAAUGCUGCGAUAGCGUUCAAAGUGGCAGACACAGCUCCAUUUGCGGUCCAGGCAGAGGUGACCCUCAAGACAAACUUCUUCGCCACCAGAGACAUGUUGACUCACUUCCUGCCGAUCAUUAAAGCUGGAGGCCGUGUUGUGAACAUUUCCAGCAUCGCUGGCUCCGGCGCUCUGAAGCAGUGCAGCGCGGCCCUCCAGGAGCGAUUCCGCAGCGAGAACAUCACAGAGGAGGAGCUGGUGGGACUGAUGCAGUGUUUCGUUGAGGAGGCCAAGAAGGGCGAGCACAAGCAGGGCGGCUGGCCUGAAACGGCGUAUGGAAUAUCCAAGACUGGACUGACGACCCUGUCCAUGAUCCUGGCUCGACGUCUGUCCAAGGAGAGACCGAAUGACGGGAUCCUGCUGAACGCCUGCUGUCCAGGCUGGGUGCGCACCGAUAUGGCCGGUCCAAAAGCCCCCAAGUCACCAGACGAGGGCGCUGUCACUCCGGUCUACCUGGCACUGCUGCCCCCCGGGGCCACAGAGCCUCACGGAAAGUUUGUCUCUGAGAAAGAAGUUCAGCCGUGGUGAAAGGGUUAAAGACACCUGAGUGUGUGCUUGUGUGUUUAUUUCAUGUUCUUAUAUAUCAAAAGGGACUUAAACCUGAAUGCAUCUCAAAAUCAGAAGUUGAGGUCCACACGGGUAGAGACUGCUUAUAGAGGGGGUAAGACUUGGUUUUAGGGUUCAGGUCAGGGAUGGAAAUUAACACCAGCCAAAUGUGGGUGGAUUUUCCACUUGGGGGCUUAAAUGUUGGAAGGCCACCCGCCACAUUGGCGGUUAAAUGUAUUCGUCAUGAUAUCACCAUAUAAUUUCUAUUUCACGGUAAUUGGCAGCAGACCUUCUGCCAAAGGUUCUUGUUUGUUGUGUGUCGUACUUAAAUUGGUCCCUGAUAUACCAAGGGAUCUAAAAUCAUGUAACACACGGAUUAAAGGGCUUCAUUGGUUGUUGUUUA
Messenger RNA from Micropterus salmoides (largemouth bass), 1365 nucleotides. RefSeq names its product carbonyl reductase [NADPH] 1-like. The record is from RefSeq and is a predicted model, not a curated record. The coding region runs from base 117 to 944 and encodes 275 amino acids. NCBI's taxonomy places the organism in Eukaryota, Metazoa, Chordata, Actinopteri, Centrarchiformes, Centrarchidae. The transcript has 7 exons. Gene Ontology annotation, molecular function: carbonyl reductase (NADPH) activity.